Molecule: messenger RNA, 306 nt
Organism: Paramecium tetraurelia
Lineage: Eukaryota; Ciliophora; Oligohymenophorea; Peniculida; Parameciidae
Exons: 2
Source: RefSeq, a predicted model, not a curated record
AUGAACUAAACCAAACACUUUCAAGAUUGUGAAAAAACUAUGAAGGAUUGGUAAUUAUGGGCUGAGAACCAACAAAUUCUCAAUCCUGAAGAACUGCCUCCCUUGCAUUUCACUCCCAAAGACCAAAAAAACAAGAGUGCUUUCAAAUUGUUCAAACUUGAUCAUAUUGUGGAAGUUAAAAAAUAACAUCCUGAAUAUGGCUUCAAGGAGAGAUUAGAAACACUCAAACACAUGUGGCGUAAUCUCUCCAAAGAUGAAAAGUUCGUAUAUGUUCAGAAAAGUAAAACAAUUAAAAUUUUGAAUUGA